GAGCAGAAUAAAGGGCUGGCCGUCACAGGCCACGAUCAGCCCAGUGUUUAGUGUGUUUCGGAGGUCAAGAUGGGAAACUAAGGUUAUAAUACAAUACGAGAUAGCGUCUUGUUGCAGUGAUCGGAUGUCGACAUGGGAAGCAAAGUGAGUGGCAAGAUGGCAGCCGCCAGUCGGGUCGUGCAGGUUGUGCGACCUCAUGCACCUUUAAUUAAAUUUCCAGAUCGGCAGGGCAUCCUUAAGCCAAAUGUACAAGAGGCACUGAAGGUGCUUGCAGCCAGUCUCCCACAGAUCUCCCCAUCCGCACCUCCACCUACAGCAUCAAUACCACCUCCACCCAGACCACCGGGACCCAUCAGCCGACUGCCUGGCACCCCUGACAGCAUUGAUGUAGUUCGAGGUCUCCCUCACAAAUACCGCAGAAGAACCCUUGCUUUAGAUGAAAUGGACUACAUCCAGCGUGGUGGGCCAGAGUGACUGUUGUCUGGUCCAGUUCAUUCAAUCAGAUUCUAUGUCAAAAUCAGUUGCCUGACAUUUUUUUUCAGUAUAAGAGGAGUUCAUAAUAUGUUAUGCAGCAAACCAAACUAAUUAAAUUAGUUUUAUUGUACGUACAUAUUAUUUGACAACUGUAAAGCCUGUGCAUGGUUGUUUCAUUAUUUAGGUGCUCUGUAUUUACAUUAAAAUGCAGAACUCUUUGCCUUCUUAUUCUUCAGUCCAUCCAUAAUGUGUGUACACUGGCUAGCACCUCUAAUGACCAUCAUGAACAGAGUUUAUGAAUUUCCUCUUCCAUUGCAUUAUAUGUUCUGGAUUCAGAGAAAAGCACUAAUCCGAGUGCCAGCCUAUUCUACAGGUCUAAACAAAAUGGAGUAUUGUGAAACUGAAC
Molecule: messenger RNA, 880 nt
Organism: Sinocyclocheilus grahami
Lineage: Eukaryota; Metazoa; Chordata; Actinopteri; Cypriniformes; Cyprinidae
Gene: kgd4
Product: alpha-ketoglutarate dehydrogenase subunit 4
Exons: 5
Coding region: 133-474 (113 amino acids)
Biological process (GO): 2-oxoglutarate metabolic process
Cellular component (GO): oxoglutarate dehydrogenase complex
Molecular function (GO): oxoglutarate dehydrogenase (succinyl-transferring) activity
Source: RefSeq, a predicted model, not a curated record